This is a messenger RNA of Tarenaya hassleriana, 831 nucleotides long. RefSeq lists its product as uncharacterized. The transcript has a single exon. The record is from RefSeq and is a predicted model, not a curated record. Bases 1 to 831 code for a protein of 276 amino acids. Gene Ontology annotation, molecular function: nucleic acid binding; zinc ion binding. NCBI's taxonomy places the organism in Eukaryota, Viridiplantae, Streptophyta, Magnoliopsida, Brassicales, Cleomaceae.
AUGGAUGUAAUGUUCUCAGUCGUGGAAUGGUCAGCGAUAGCCACAUUCCGGACCAUUACCCUGACGUCCGCUCCGAUAUGGGUGAACCUAACGAAUAUUCCAGCGGAACUAUAUUCAUUGAAAGGAAUCAGUUACAUAGCUUCGGGCAUCAGCGAGCCUCUCCACACGGACAAGAUGCGAUUAGAUCCGUUGAGUGUUGGUGAGGCAAAGGUCAAAGUGGAAGUUCAGUUAGGUGCUAUUCUGCCUCAAGCUAUAGAAAUUGAGGAUGAACAAGGCUCUGUAAUCACGGUUAAUGCCGCUUAUCCUUGGAUCCCCCCUAAAUGCAUCAACUGCGGGGAAUUUGGUCACAAGCUCCAAAGCUGCCCGGUUCGUCAAUCCCAGCCCCUACAACGUGUGGUCGAAACAGGGACUUCCAUUGAGACUCCAAAGACGGUAGACAGUCAGCUCACAAUCAAAGAUGUGGCAUCUGCUUCUACAUCGACUCUACCCACGUCUGUAUCUUUGGCCCCCAACACGACUAACGCAGGCGAUCCUCAAAUAGCGGACAUGAAUGCAGGGAUUCAACAACCUGAUAUACAACCUACAUGUCCCCAUUCCCCUUUACAGCAAACAAUCCAACCGACUAUACUACCAGUAAGGACAGAAACUAAACUUGUGGCUCAGUCAAAGAAGACAUCUAAGAAUUCUCAGCGUAAGUUUCAUUUCGACUCGGAAGACCAGUUCAUUCUUGAAGCACAGCGAGUACUGCGAUGUAGAGCUAUUUCAGCCUCCCGAGAUCCCUCUGACUUCACGGUGGUCGGAAAAUCUCGGAAGGGGAAUGGCCCUCUGUAG